AAUAAUGUUAUUAUAAAGACAGCCCUGUACCUUUUCCUAACAACUUCAUGUCCUUCAAAAAUGUGCAGUUGGCUCAUGCAGGUUUACCAGCAAAUGACACCAGUAAACGGGAGACGUGCACCAGCACAGGGUAUAUGAUGUCUCAGAGUGAACCACUACCUCCAGCAUCGAGCACAGAGAAGUAUCCCAAGAUCUUCAUCAACACAGAACAGAAAACCAUGGGAAGAGUCUAUCCAUUCUCAGCCCAUGAUAACCAAGCUGCACUGCAAGAUACCAUCACUGUAUUUGAUGAUGGAUUAGGCCGCAAGAAGUGCCUGGACGAGCGUAGACAACAUAACUCACACUUCUGCCUGUGCCACCAUGGAAGUGUGAGUGGCGUGGGGGAGACGAGGGGAGACUUCUCAGCCUAUCAGACAGACUACCAGGACCGCCAGGACACAGAGGGCUCCUCCACCAGCAGGCGUUUUCCCAGUAACCAUCUUGAUAGGUCCACUGUGGCAGCUGCUGCCCAGGCAGGAGAGCACUUUAUGUGGUUCGGGAGGCAUGAUGAGGACCGUCCUGUGCCCCUUGAAGUGCUGGCAGCUACCAACUGCUCCUCCUCAUCCAAGCCGUCCAGACACUCCUACCAUAUCAGGCAUUAGAUGAAUACACCAUAUUACCCAAAUACUCUUC
Oncorhynchus keta (chum salmon) is the source of this 672-nucleotide messenger RNA. It is a transcript of the gene tex36, whose product is annotated as testis expressed 36. The transcript has 3 exons. NCBI's taxonomy places the organism in Eukaryota, Metazoa, Chordata, Actinopteri, Salmoniformes, Salmonidae. The coding region runs from base 48 to 641 and encodes 197 amino acids. The record is from RefSeq and is a predicted model, not a curated record.